UCUGUCAAAUCCAAAAGCAAAAUUCACACGUUUUCUUGGCGUUGUUUGUCGUCCGGCGUUACAUUUUUUAUGGUUUACAAAUAAUUUUUGAUUAAUGUAAUGUAAAAUGUAACGUAGGACUUGUGUUUUUAUAAAAUAAUAAGUUUUGUCUAAUUUCGACCGGAAAGUAAUCAAAAUCAUGUAGGCGCAAAAUUUAUUAAAAAAUGUAUGCAAUAGCUCUAACAAAAACUCCCAAAUGACAGUAUCAAUAGAAAAUUAUAAAUAAAUGGAUUGCACAUAAACUAAAAUGGCUUCAAGCACGCCCCAAACAGAUUCAAACUGGAGUAUCCUCAAAUUGACCACAAUAGACUUGGUUGGUGGGAUUUAUUGUAACAUUUGCAAUGAAACAUUUGGUAACAAAAGGGAAUAUGACGCUCAUUAUAUUAAACACACUGGAAGUAAGGACAUUUUGUACACUUGUGUGAUAUGCCGGAAAGAGGUUGCGGGCUAUCCUAGCUUCAGAGGCCACUGUUAUUCGAGCCAUGUGAUCAAGGGGCGAUAUAAAUGUGAUAGCUGCGACAAAUUCUUCUCCAAACUGCCAGCACUUCAGUAUCAUGUCAAAAUUAUGCAUCCAAAGAGUUUUCGAUGCUCCACUUGCAAAAAGAAGUUUCCGACGAAGAAAGAGUUGCGUUUGCACGAAGUCAUACAUACAGAUAGUACCGGCCCAAUCUCAUGCCUGACAUGUCAUAAGGACAUCAGCUCCAUAGAUAUAUGCAAGAAACAUGUCGAUCUACACUUGUCGUUCGAAUACACAUGUCCAAUUUGUGAGGAAAAUAUACCUUCGAAAGAAAACUCGGCCGAUCACUUGAGAAAACAUUUUGGCAAUGUCAGUUCAGAAUCAGAGAUAGACGUAGAUCCGGAAGAGAUGAUAGAACAGCUCGGGGCAGUGUCUUGUAUAUUCUGUUCCAUGAUUUGCAAGAAUCGUGUGGAGUUCGACGCGCACUUCUCGUGCGAGCACGGCGACGAAGAUAUCGUGUACUCUUGUAUUGUGUGCGGGAGGCAGUUCGACAAAUACUCAUUGUUUCGUGCGCAUAUCAACAACCACUUCACGAACAAUCGAUUUGAAUGCGACCUAUGUCACACGUCUUUCCCGCGCCUGUCGCCGCUGGUGUCCCACAUGGCGGCGUGUGCGGCGGGCGGGGUGCGGCGCCACAAGCUGUUCGCGUGCACGCGCUGCACGCACCGGUACGGCACCGAGCCGCGGCUGCGCGAGCACAUGCGCGCCGCGCACGGCGUGCACGUGCGGCGCUGCCUCGAGCCCGGCUGCGGGAAAGUUUUCGACAAACUCCGCGACAUGGUGGUGCACCAACGCCAGCACCACGCCAACGUGCAGAACUGGUGCCGGCAGUGCGGCCAGCUGUUCACCUCGCUGGUCUCCUGCGAGCAGCACCUCGACGCGCACAAGAAGACCACCUUCCCCUGCCCCGUCUGCAACCAGAGCUUCAGAGAGAAAUACCUCCUCCUCAGACAUCUGCCGCAUCACUUCGAGACGGUUCUGCACCUGUGCAAAGUCUGCGGAAAAGUCUACAAUGCCAAAAAUCGACUGAUCGAACAUUUGAACUCGCACGCGGACACCAAGAUUCACCGUUGCACCUACUGUCCCAAGACGUUCCCGAAGCUGUGGACGCUGCAACAGCACCUCAACACUCACACAGGAUUGAAACCCAACAAGUGUCAGAUCUGCGAUAAAGCCUUCUGCAGCUACCCCAAUUGGCGCAAGCACAUGAUACGAUUCCACUCGGUCAGUUCCACCAGAUCGAUCGAAAUAGACGAGAAGAAUUCGAGAAAUUACGAAAAUAACACACUCAAACUCCAUUGCAAUGAGGAUAGUCCAGUGAAAUCUGUAAUAGAUCAAUCCGGAAUUGAAAAUAAUACAGUAAAUACAAAUAGAGAUAACUGGGAUGAAUUUGUAUUCUAUGACCAAGAAGAUUCCGAAAUCAGUAUGGAGGCGGAGAGCAUGGAUCAAGUUAUCGAAAAACAAUUACAGUUGUUUGGGAGCCAAGAGCAAAACGUCGAAUAUAAGCCUAUGCCGAUUGAAAUACCACAAGCAUGUCCACCAACAACAGAAACCUCAAGCGCCCUGCCAUCAGAAGCGAUCGUGCCGCUCGAGUACGGGCCGGAGUUCAGCUCCAGCAAUCUGGACGAGUACAUCCUGCCGCAUAUCGACCCGCUACUCACUAUACGGAAUGACCAGGUACUACCCACACAGGAAGCCAACUACAUAACAAUAGAGAGCGAACUCCAAGCGAGGGCCGUGUACUCCGAGCUGCAGCCGUUCGACCGCAAGUGGGAGCCGCCCAUGAUCACCAAGCUGUUCCCGGACUACUACAGCUACGAUGAAGCCAGCAGGAUCACCGUCAACGCGGAUAUAUUCUAAUACUAAACAGUUGUCACUCGGAACGAUCUUUGUCGGUAUGUACUGUUGAGUUGUAUAAUGGUGCUACGGUUCCAUAGAUUGUAGACCUAUCCAUAGAGUAGCGUUGUACCAUAGAGGUUGGAAUUUUUUUUACAAGACAUGCAAUAGUUUUUAAUAUUGAGGGUACUUUUAUACAUGUUGUUCGAUUUACAGUACAAUAGAUUGUUUUAUAUGAUACAUAUAGUGUUAAGUUCCUGAUGUUUAUUGAUUUUUUUUACAUAUUUUAUAACAGUUAGUGACCAGUUACAGAUUUUUAUACUUGUUGUAAUCCAUAUCCGUAUAGUAAGAAAUAAUACUGCCAGUUUAUAACGUUGUUAAUAUAUUUAAUAGUAAUAAUAUACCACUGCCAUUCACUUGUUAUGAAUCCGUGAGACCGAACAAAGAUCGUUCCGACCCAUCCAUAUAGCUACCUCAUGCAGUAACACUGUACCUCACUAAUCUAUGUAUUAUUGUAUUUUAUAAUAUACAUUUUUAACAUAUAUCCCACCAGACUAAGACAUAUAUAUACAUAUAGAAUUAUGCUACCUCAUUUAAUUUAAGUAAUUCGCUUUGCACCUAAAAAAAAAUUCGAAAAAAUUACACAAAAUUGUGUUGUACAAAAAUGUAUGGAAUUUCUUGUCUCGCGUGAAAGUCGAGAGUGAGUGCUUUGUAUUUUGAGUUUUUUUUAUUGAUUUUUAUGUUUUCGCUCGAUGUGACGAUACUCGGUUUUUAAAAAGAAAGAAAAAAAUUAACAAAAAAAUGCUUUGGUACUGUUUGUAAUAAAAAAAAUAAUAGAAAAAUCUAAAUAAUAUAAGUAAUAGUGUUACAGAUAUAAAAGAAAAUACACAGGAUAUGUUGUGCAAAAUGCAAAAGAAAAUGUAAAAUCAUUUCAUCUCGUUUCAACUUGCGUGUCACGUAUGCUUAGAGCGAGAUGGUAUGAUUCUUGAUAAAAAUAUCUAACCACCAAAACGUUGCAUUUUGAUAUUCUGUCUCUUUCUAGCCGCUUACAAUGAGUGGAUUAGAAAGAGACGCAACUAGGUAUAUAAGGUACUGUGGUCAGUCAAGCGAAAACCUUAAGGCAUAAUUUCCAAAGUGUUUAGGCUAAGUAUCUUUGGUGGAAAAGCUUUUGUAUAUAUAUUUGGUACGUUUUACGGCACUUUUAAUCUGCAUUUUAAUUAUUGCUUUAGUUGAAAACGUCGCUGGUCCAAUGAGAACGUUUACGUGUCCAAUACAAAUAUUACUUCGUGCCAAAUUUCUAAUCUUAGUUUUAAGUAGGGAUUUGAUAAUCUUAAACAUUCAACGAAUAAUUUUAUUUUAUGAAAUGUUUUUUCAUUUGUUAGUCAUAACUUCAUAAAUAGCUGAGGCUCCGAGACGAAGGCAGUGAAGAAAUAUCGAUAAUAUUCUUGAACCAGCGGCAAUGUUUUCAUGCAUUUCAAUUUCGAUUCCUUUUUUAUUAUAAUUUUAUUGAAAGUUGCGAUGCAAAGCGUCGCGAUUUUAGUGUAAGUGAAUCGAUAGUGCUGUGAUAUUUUUAUGUAUAUUUAGUGGUUUAAGUGUAGGGAGUGAGUAACGAGUGAGUACAAAUACGUACGAUCGGCAUCCGUAUCGCGUCUCGGUUCUAUUACAAUAUCGAAUUUAGAUCGCAGCCCCUUCGAAUGUGCUGUCCGGAAUAAGGACGCACCCACCAACACGCAUAUGGUCUUCAUCGACAACUAUUCGGACACGAAUGUAACGAAAUCGAACAUUUCUCAAGCCAUAUGCGCUCAAAAUUCUGAAAAAUAAUACUACAAAUUAGCCUGCAAACCUGCAAGGCAGUAAGAGAUACAA
Colias croceus (clouded yellow) is the source of this 4258-nucleotide messenger RNA. Its product is annotated as zinc finger protein 260-like. The coding region runs from base 287 to 2416 and encodes 709 amino acids. Gene Ontology annotation, molecular function: DNA-binding transcription factor activity, RNA polymerase II-specific; RNA polymerase II transcription regulatory region sequence-specific DNA binding. Gene Ontology annotation, cellular component: nucleus. Gene Ontology annotation, biological process: regulation of transcription by RNA polymerase II. The record is from RefSeq and is a predicted model, not a curated record. Lineage: Eukaryota; Metazoa; Arthropoda; Insecta; Lepidoptera; Pieridae. The transcript is spliced from 8 exons.